This is a messenger RNA of Sycon ciliatum, 7850 nucleotides long. Its product is annotated as protein virilizer homolog. The record is from RefSeq and is a predicted model, not a curated record. The coding region runs from base 72 to 6572 and encodes 2166 amino acids. Gene Ontology annotation, cellular component: RNA N6-methyladenosine methyltransferase complex. The transcript is spliced from 42 exons. NCBI's taxonomy places the organism in Eukaryota, Metazoa, Porifera, Calcarea, Leucosolenida, Sycettidae. Gene Ontology annotation, molecular function: RNA binding.
UCACACAACUUCAGCUUUGUGUGGGCACACGAAACCGUCUGCAUGUAGUUGCCUGGGGUUCAUCCGAGAGAAUGGCGACUGAGGCAAGGAGAAACCUUGCGCUGCUGUUCGGAGACUCAUUUUCUCAUGAAGAGGAAGACGGCGGCAAGGAGGAACUCCACCUAGAUUUGGUGCGCUUUCCUCAGCCAGUUUGUAUUCGUGAAGUUCGUAUAGUACCAUCUGGAUGUCGGUAUCAUCCCCAGCUGCCCGAUCGCCGUGGACAAACCAAGCCGCUGUCUUUCAAGCUGGACAUGUUCUUGCGUAACCUCCGGCAGCCAGACGAGGCUGUGUUCGAGCGUCUUGCCACCAUGGACUACUCGGAGACUGAUUUUGUAUAUGUACCACGACUCAAGAUUGUCACCGACAUGUUCAUCGUCAAAGGAUGGUACAGCUGUCUAACUCUGUGUCUGUAUGGGCACGUAAUCGGCCGCGAUCCGUCCGCAACCUCUCCCGGCGUCAGCGACCCCCAGGGAAAGAGCACGAUGUCGGAAGAUCCUCUGAAGCACGCGGCUAGGCUGGAGGGCCGGCCUGAGAGUAUGCCGGAGGUACACGCACAUCCUCCUGCUCUGGGUCCGCGCCGAGGCAGCGCACUGCUGCCCGCUCCAGACCGUCCCCCUGCCGUUCAUCCUCACUCAGCACGGCGCAGCCAUCCACAAGAGCCUCAGCAGCAACAACAGCAACAGCAGCAACAACAACAGCAGCAGCGUCAGCAGCAAGAGCAACAACAGCGGCGGCAACAGCAGCAAGAGCAGCAACAGCGACGGCAGCAACAGCAGCAGCAGCAGCACAUACAGCAGCGUGCCGAGCAUCGGAUUCCUCCUUCGAUGCAGCAGCAGCUACAACAGCAACAGCAGCUUGCUCGUCCUGAUCAGCACCCGCCUGUUGUCGGUCAUCAUGAACAACGACACUCUGCACCUAUACUGGAGCAGUUGAGCCAAGCACUGCGCGGCUCAGCCCCGGCAGACCGAGGCAUGCCCUUGCGCCCCGAGCCGCAUCACCGCACUAGACCCUCCGUUCCCCCUUUGAUGCCCACGCCCGUGACCAGCCAGACGUCGUCCAGUUUCGAGCACCGUCGACACGAGGUGGCACAGGCCGGUGGUCGCCACGUGGCACCUCCCGGGCUACCCGCAUCACUGCCUAAUCGUGUUGUGACGCCUGCAGCUGCCCUCUCGGCGCAACAGCAGGCGCCGCCGGCAAAGCUUGAGAAAGACGCGGGCAGAAAACCAGACCUGCAAAUUCCGGCAGUCAAAGACCUGAAGGUAACCGUGCGAGGUCGGUCUCCGGAUCCGGGCGGCAAGGUGAUGACGAAUUUUACUCGAACGAUAGUGAACGCUGCCGGCCCUGUCAAGGAUGAACCAGCUGCAGCUGUUGUGCCUGAUGCACCAGUGACGGUUGUUGAUGAAGCCAGUGUGGAUGCUGUAGAUGCCGAGAGCAUGUUUGAUGAGAUGGACGACGAUGUGAUCGGCUUGGGAGACGACGGUGACCUGGUUGCCGACCAUCACAUUGAUCUCGAGCUGUUCGGAGAGGACGUGACAUGGAUGUCGCUGCCGAUUGGCUUCAAUCCCUACGACGACAUCGACGUGAUUCCGCUAGCGGCGCUCCAGCCGUGUCAUCGUACGCCACACGAAAAGCGUUUGAUGGAGCUGAAGGCCCGGUCUUCCGACGAGGUCUCUGCAGCUUCGCCGGACUCUGCUGCGCAGCUGAAAAAUCUUGUUCAUCAAAUGCAGGCGUUGGAUGAUGCCACCCAGUGGCUGAUUCUCCUGGAGAAGAUACCGCUGUUGUGUGAACAGUCCUUAGCUGAUGUUGUGCACUCAGAUCAUACAUCUCCAGUGCUGAGCUCUUUGGUCACCUUCACGAUGCAUGCGUUGGACUGGCACUCCGCCUCAUCUCUGCCACUGGCGGCGAACAUUCGCCAGCUGAAGGCCGGCAUUCGCCUGUUCGUGUGCUUGGUGGAGUGCGGUGGCAACGUCAGCGAGGCCGUCAUCGACGCAGGCGCCCUGGAGGCCAUGUGCAAGCUGCUCACCGUCGACUGUCUCGUCUCGUCCACCAAGGUGCUGGUGCUGCGCGCCGUCGACGCCGCCAUUGACUUCCCCGUCGGCAUGGAGCACUUCCUCAGCUGGCAUCACACGGCCGCCGGCCAGGGCAGCGAUAGCGGCACGGGCAGUGGUCAGGCGGCGCGGCAGGACAACUGCUACCGGGCGCUGAUUGCGUUCCUGCUCGGCGGACACACGGUGCGCGUGAUGCAGUGCUGCCGCGUGCUCCUCAAGAAGGUGCACACGUACGAGCUUCUGGCGCGCCUGCAGGAGCGCGUCGACCUGGUGGCGGCUUCGGCCAGUGCGCUUAAGGUACCACUGGAAGGCCGUGGCGACGACGAUGAGGCUGUCGACAACGGUGGUGAUGGCGGCAUGGACUGGCAGGAACGUGGACAGCGAGACCGGCAGCAGGCGGCGCGAUUGCUUGACGGGCCGGGCGCUGGGGACGAUGCAGAGCCGAUGGACACCGGCGAGCCCUUAAGCUCAGCCCGAGCUAAGCCAAAGCAGCCAGGAUCAGGUGCUUCUAGUCACAGAACUAAGACUGAACUGGAACAAUCAUCAUCUAGUUCUCCAUCUGUUGGCUGGGAGUCUGACAGAGGUCAAAGGAAGGCUUCCUCAGCAGAAGAUGGCAAUGAGGAGGAAACUGCCGAGCUUGCACUGAAUGAAGACAUGGCUCUGGAGCUGGCCAACUUUGCAGUUAUGGCGCUCGGCAAGCUUCUGGCAACGCUGCGUACGGCUGACAAUGAGCUGGUCCAGCUGCCGCCGAAGGUUUGCCCCACGAAGUGUCGCCUUGUGGACUUCAAUCCCCGGAGCCCGUGGCCCGGAUUGCUUCGCUGGUGCAGCUCCAGGCGGCUUCUGGAUAUCCUUCUCGUCAUGUUGUCGAGUCCACAGCUCUCCUCACACGCGGAGAUAUUCGCUCUGAUACGCGAUAUCUUGCUGUGCCUCGUCGAGGCAGAGUCUGGAAUCUUCUAUUUGGCGGAUAACCACACGACGUCGAACGAGAUCAUUCGUAUUCUUACACAAGCCAGUGACAGUGACACUCAUGUCAGUCGUCUUUUCAGCCUCCAGGAUGUUCUGCACAAUCCAGAGUCGUGUACAGCGCAGAACCUGGGAAUGCUGUUGCUGUACCACUUGCAGGCACUGAAGGCUAUUGAUGUGCUGGCAAGCAAGGUUGCAGGAGGGAGCUCCCCGGGCCCGGACACACUGGCCGCACUUCACCAGCUGUACACCAUCAUGCUUACGCCGAUCGGGAAAUUCGCCUGUGCUCACGUGGCAACCCAAGGAGAUAACCUGUCCAAGCUACUGCCGUACGGCAAGCCAACACAACCAGGGGCUGAUGGCAAGAAUAACAAUCCUGACGGCGGCGGCGUUGCUACUGGCAACAAGGGCAAGGACGGCAAGUCCAGCAGCUCUGUGGCCAGCGGCUAUGUGCGUCAGUUGCUGGUCAUGAUUCUGCAGACAAGCGACCAUAAGAAGUAUUUACGGGACAAUGGCAAGGAUCUGCUGGAGGUUGCGGAUACAGCGGGUCGCCUUCAGGAUGAUUUGAAAGCAUGGCUAGAGCCAGUUCGGUGUCUUCAAGAUCCAGCAGCUGACCAUAUCACUGCGCUAGUCAAUCUCGUACAGAGCUCUGUGAAUGACCUGACGUCAGUACACCUGUCCAGCUUGCCCACGAUCAUCAGCGCAUUGCGUUUGCUACAGCACCUGUGCUGUCCACCAGCGAAUGCUAGUGCAGAUGCGAAAGGCGAGCUGUGCUGGAAGUCCAGUUCUUUGUCUCUGCUGUCGGCCAAUGCGGUUGAUGUGUUCAUCACUACUUGUCAGAAACUCUGCGCCAUCCAGGAGCCACUCUGGCUGCAGGGUCACCUUCUGUCACAUCCGUCCUACUCGCACUUCCUCAGUGCUGCGUGUGCCCUGCUGACUGUGUUGUUGGAGCUUGUACGGCAACUGGGCACCACACAAACCAUACUGUUUUCAGAUGUGCGCGUGGUCAAUGUCAUUGUUCAGCUGCACUCCAUCAUGUGCUGUGCUCAGCCAGCCUUGCUGUGUACCGCUGCCCAGCAGGUUCAGGUUUCGGUGGUUCAGAUCUUGACCACCUUCACCAAGCUGCCUACAGCAGGCAGCACAGCAGCAUCAGCACCAGACAGAAGUCCAUGGUACAUGAUGCUGGAUGCGUUGCUAAAGUUCACGGAAAAGUCCCCUCAGAACAUCAUUGGUGGUCUGGUGUUGCUGUCGGAGCUGCUGCCUCUUCCCCUGCCUAUUUCGGGUGCCAGUCAAUCGGUUGUGGAGGAAAUUCUGACUCGGCGGCAGCUCUGGAGUGCACAGCUUGGCCUGCACUCGAUGCGACUGCGACAGCUGAUUUCUAAACUGUCUGAUACGAGUUGCGGUGCCCUGGCACAACAGCUUCGACGUGUGUCCUGCCAGCUAGCGGAUAUCGACAGCAGCAUGGCACUGGUAGUGGUACGGCCAUUGCUGGAAGUUCUUCUGCCGCCAAGCCCAUCUACCGGAAACUGGCAACCCAGCAGCCGUGUGCUAACACCGCUGGCAUCUCUCCUCUCUCAGCCGAGCAUCAAAGCGGCUGCCUUGUACGCACUGCGUGUUGAUGAGACGUCGUCAGCGAUCAUCAACUCACUCAUCACCCAGUUCAGUGAUGCGUCAUCGUCAUCCACUAACAGCGAUGUCAGCCAGUUGGCAGUGUCCAUCUUGCAGGCGUUGCUUGACCCGCUAACACUGACCAGCAAUACCACUGGCAAGCUUAGCUUACAACAGCUUGCGAAUAGCUUGCCACCACUGGACAUUGCAGUGCAGAUCCUCAACCGUCUGCAGGAGCAUCUGGCCACGGCGCAUGCAUCCUAUGCCACCAUCCUGUCCGUCCUACGGUUGCACACGAUGUGGGUACAGCAUGAGCCCCUUCUGGCCAUUCUCUACAGCUGCUCCGAAUCCCUACGAACUGCUUUGAUGGCGGUACUGCAGAGGUUGAGCUCAGCGUUCAGAGAGGGCUCGUCGCCAACGUCCGACGAGAUGUCCACGCUGAGCACCGUGCUGGAACUGCUUCACAUGCUCAGUAGCGGUAGCGACAGCUUCGGCAGCACCGCGGCCGCUGUCAUGGCCGACGAGGUAGCAACCACCACUGGUGGUGCAGCCACUGUCACAGCCAACAACGUUAGUAGCGACAGCAGUAGCGCUGGUAACGCCGAAGCAGCGCGCCUGCAUCGCCUCCUGGAGUGGGGCAAGAGCACGGAACACCCACUGCAUCGCCUCGCUACUGCACUGUCUGGUAGCAGCCAGGAGGAGGAGGAUGGGUUUGGUGCCUUCUUGGAAGCUCUGCAGGUGGUCAUACAGCGCCUGGAUCAGGUUACAGCCGAGCAUGUAGCUGCUUUGCCAGCAGAGCUUAGUCGGAGUGCCAUUCAUCUGCCCGCUAGUCAGUCUCUUCUGGACAUCUUCAGAGAAUGUGCGGUGCUGUCAUCAGUCAGCCAGCAUGAUGACAAUAGUCAAUACUUGGACUUGUGGCUGCAUCCUCCACUGUCCGAAGAAGCUGACACUGAGCCAGACUGGGUGGAGCUAAACCUGCUGGAGUUGGUUGAGCGCUACUGUGCUGAUUGGUCCCUGCAAGAAGAAGUCAAGAACUGCUUGGCGUCAACACCGGCUGACUCAGCAGAGGCAGCCAAGCGAACCAGGGCCAUGAAGAGGAAGUUCGACCCGCUUAUCUCCCGGAUGCGAAACCGCACACAGCCAGUUCCUCUGAGGGGACGUGGUCGCAUGCUGACGCAGCGGCUGCAGCGCUCCGACAUGUACCGCGGCCGCAAGCAGAACAGCAGCCGCGCGCCGAGCAUGCAUGUGGACGACUUCAUGGUAUUGGAAGGCGACGUGCUGCCGUCAUCCUCCAUGCAACGCCCACCGGGCGGAGGUGGUCGAGGAGGGGGCGGACCCCCAGUGGGCCGAGGUGGUGGUCGUGGUGUGAGGCACGGUGACUUCGGCGGCGGUCAGUUUGGUGGUGUACACGCCGGCGGCGGCCCGAUGCCCCACCACCCUCCGUGGGGACACCAGGGCCAGCAGCGGCUCAACCCCAGGUUCAACAACCGAGACAUGCGACAGCAGCAGCAGCUGCCCAUGGAUGGUGGCGGGCCACCAGGUCCGGCCGGUCGCAUCACGCAGGAGUUGCAGCGCAUCCUCAACAACCUGCCGUCCACGCCGGGCGUUGGCGGAAGGUGGCCGGGUGAUGGCGGCGGAGGCGGUCAUAUGCCCAUUGCUAGCCCAUGGCAGACUGUCAACCGGCAAUCACGUUACCCUCAGCGCGGCUGGGCCGGUGAUCAUCCAGGUGGCGGUCCGCCUCCCAUGGGGCCAAGGCGCCAGGAGUGGCUGGGGCACGGAAGGCGGCUAUCCGUGGACGGUGGUGGAGGCGGUGGUGGUGGCGGCUAUAUUGGCAUGCCUCGCUCCGAUCGUGGUCAUCCAGCCAUGCUUCCUCCUCGCCAUGACUCUCGCCAUCAGAGAACAUUUACAAGAUAGUGUCUUACUUCUAGUCUUUGCCAGCUCCAAACUUAUCCACUGUAUUCAGAAUACAUAUGCACUGGUUUCGAAAUACAUCUCCUCUGUGUUCAGAAUACAUCUUCUCCGUGUUCGGAAUACAUCUCCACUACGUUCAGAAUCCAUAGCCUCUGUGUUCGGAAUACAUCUCCUCCAUGUUCAGAAUACAUCUCAUCCGUGUUCAGAAUACAUCUCAUCCGUGUACGGACUACAUGUACAUGUACAUAGCCUCCGUGUUCGGAAUGCAUCGCCUCUGUGUUCGGAAUACACCUUGAUCUUCCGAUGAAUACGGGCAUAGGACGGCUGUGUGCUGCUGUAACAUUCGUGUACAUGUAUAUGUAUGCUGACGUCGCUAUAUUCAAUUUAUAUUUUUCUGUUCUUAGUUCCGGCCUGUGCCCUGGCGGCUCAGGCCCUUUGUUAAAGUUUGUUUACCCGUGACCUGUCCGUUCUUAGGUGGUUGGGCAUGCGGGCUUUCCUUGCGGCUCUGUAUGUAAGGUAGAUGUUUUUGUCUGCAGUUGUUGCUGCUGCUGCUGGGGACCUGAGUGUCGUUGUGCCGGUGGCGAUGGUGGUGGUGAGCGUUGUGGGCAAGCGGUAUGUGUGUGUGUGUGUGUGUGUGUGUGUGUGUGGUGUGUGUGUGUGUGUGUGUGUGUGUGUGUGUGGCGUGUGUGUGUGUGUGGUGUGUGUGUGUGAAAGUAUUUGAUUUUCCACGCACGUUUUUUGUGCGUUUGCGAUAACUUGCUAGUCCUGGCUGCGGCCUGAAUGUGUCCCCUAUUUCGCUGCCCUACAUGUACACGCAUGCAGCCUUUCUCUACUCGUCCAUAGUAUGUCUUUUUAGCUAUUUUCCGGGUUUUUUUCUUCAUCUUUGCUGUAGCAGCUGGUGACAAGCUCACCGUAUUACGUGAAUGCAUCAGUCAUGCCUUCUAAGUUCUAUCAAUUCACAGUGUUUAUGUCUUUGCCAAUUGUGUUUGUUUGUAGCUCUUGCCCCCCCCCCCCCCCCACACACACCUGUGUUCACCAUCUUUGUCCACCAUCUUUGUUCUGUUCUGGUAACCAUGGUGACUUAUGCCUAGGCUAGGCUAUUCUUGUGCUGAACUCACAGCAUACAUAACAUGCAUUUGCCCUGGCUUGCCAUCAACACAAUGUCCGGUGAGGAUUUUGACAUCAUUUUAUUUGUUUGAGUUUGAUUUCAUGGACAGAUCGUGUAACAUGAAGGAAUUAUUGUGGUCAGACACGCUUGUUCAUGAGAACUGCUGCAUUCAA